AUGCCCUCGAGAUCUUACCCUCUAAUAAGCCAUGAAUUCAACUUACAUUUGCAUACACUAAACUCCGAAAACGAACCCACCACCACUUCUUCUUCUUCAUCUCUAUCGUCAAUCGCCAAAAAACUACACAAUCUUGAAAGUUUAUACGAUUGUGUCGAUAACUUACUCCUUUUGCCACAUACAAAUCAAAUUUUCACCCGACAAAGGCAUGAAAAAUGGGUCGAACAAAUCUUGGACGGUUAUCUCGGCCUAGUGGACGCUUGUGCCACGGCUAAAGAUUUCAUCUCCCAAUCGAAAGAAUACAUUUCGAACCUCCUUUCGGUCCUCAGGCGCAAGCGAGGCUCGGAAGAUCUUACCGAGUUCAUCUCCUCAAGAAAGACGAUCAAGAAGCAAAUCCAAAAAUCGCUGAGAAAAAUCGAGAGCUAUAAAAAGAACUCCUCUGUUUUAAAAACAGGGGAGAAGGAUCAAGAAACUAUUGCAAUCAUCAGCGUGUUGAGGGAGGCCGAGUCGAUAACUUUAGACUUGAUCGAGGAGCUUUUGUCGAGCGUUUCUCGUUCGAAAGACGGUUUGAGGAUAAGUAAAUGGUCCCUAGUUUCGAAGGUUAUGGGGUCGAGAAAAGUCUUGUGCCACGAGCAUAAGAGCUCGAUGCUCGAGUUCGAAGAUUUGGAUGCUUGGUUGAGUAGAUUUGUUAGUAAAUGCGAGACGGGCUCAAAAAUCGAGGAGUUGAAGCAGCAGUUGAGGGAGAUGGAGUUAGUUAUUACAGUGAUUGAAGAGAAAUUGGAGUGUUUGUUCAAACGUUUGAUUAAAUCAAGAGUUUCACUUCUCAACAUGCAGAGCCAACUGUAG
Striga hermonthica is the source of this 846-nucleotide messenger RNA. The record is from the annotation of a GenBank genome assembly. Lineage: Eukaryota; Viridiplantae; Streptophyta; Magnoliopsida; Lamiales; Orobanchaceae.